Molecule: messenger RNA, 1652 nt
Organism: Saimiri boliviensis boliviensis (Bolivian squirrel monkey)
Lineage: Eukaryota; Metazoa; Chordata; Mammalia; Primates; Cebidae
Gene: SSB
Product: small RNA binding exonuclease protection factor La
Biological process (GO): positive regulation of translation; tRNA processing
Cellular component (GO): cytoplasmic stress granule; nucleus; ribonucleoprotein complex
Molecular function (GO): mRNA binding
Source: RefSeq, a predicted model, not a curated record
ACUGCCGGGACGGCCCCCAUCUUUUUUGAGCGCUUUAGGCCGGCCGGCUGCGCUGGGGAGUCGAGUCGUUGGUGUUGCUGUUUGUGAGCCUGUGGCGCGGCUCUGUGGGACCAGAACCUUAAAGAUAGCCAUAAUGGCUGAAAAUGGUGAUAAUGAAAAGAUGGCUGCCCUGGAGGCCAAAAUCUGUCAUCAAAUUGAGUAUUAUUUUGGAGACUUCAAUUUGCCACGGGACAAGUUUUUAAAGGAACAGAUAAAGCUGGAUGAAGGCUGGGUACCUUUGGAGAUAAUGAUAAAAUUCAACAGGUUGAACCGUCUAACAACAGACUUUAAUGUAAUUGUGGAAGCAUUGAGCAAAUCCAAGGCAGAACUCAUGGAAAUUAGUGAAGAUAAAACUAAAAUCAGAAGGUCUCCAAGCAAACCGCUGCCUGAAGUGACUGAUGAGUAUAAAAAUGAUGUAAAAAACAGAUCUGUUUAUAUUAAAGGCUUCCCAACUGAUGCAACUCUUGAUGACAUAAAAGAAUGGUUAGAAGAUAAAGGUCAAGUACUAAAUAUUCAGAUGAGAAGAACACUGCAUAAAGCAUUUAAGGGAUCAAUUUUUGUUGUGUUUGAUAGCAUUGAAUCUGCUAAGAAGUUUGUAGAGACCCCUGGCCAGAAGUACAAAGACACAGACCUGCUAAUACUUUUCAAGGAUGAUUACUUUGCCAAAAAAAAUGAAGAAAGGAAACAAAAUAAAGUGGAAGCAAAAUUAAGGGCUAAACAAGAGCAAGAAGCAAAACAAAAGUUAGAAGAAGAUGCUGAAAUGAAAUCUCUAGAAGAAAAGAUUGGAUGCUUGUUGAAAUUUUCGGGUGAUUUAGAUGAUCAGACCUGUAGAGAAGAUUUACACAUCCUUUUCUCAAAUCAUGGUGAAAUAAAAUGGAUAGACUUCGUCAGAGGAGCAAAAGAGGGGAUAAUUCUAUUCAAAGAAAAAGCCAAGGAAGCAUUGAGUAAAGCCAAAGAUGCAAAUAAUGGUAACCUACAAUUAAGGAACAAAGAAGUAACUUGGGAAGUACUAGAAGGAGAGGUGGAAAAAGAAGCACUGAAAAAAAUAAUAGAAGACCAACAAGAAUCCCUAAACAAAUGGAAGUCAAAAGGUCGCAGAUUUAAAGGAAAAGGAAAGGGUAAUAAAGCUGCCCAGCCUGGGUCUGGUAAAGGAAAAGUACAGUUUCAGGGCAAGAAAACAAAAUUUGCUAGUGAUGAUGAACAUGAUGAAAAUGGUGCAACUGGACCUAUGAAAAGAGCAAGAGAAGAAACAGACAAAGAAGAACCUGCAUCCAAACAACAGAAAACAGAAAAUGGUGCUGGAGACCAGUAGUUUAGUAAACCAAUUUUUUAUUCAUUUUAAAUAGGUUUUAAACUACUUUUGUUUGUGGGGGCUUUUAAAAGGAAAACCGAAUUAGGUCCACUUCAAUGUCCACCUGUGAGAAAGAAAAAGUUUUUUUGUUGUUUAACUUGUCUUUUUUCUUAACCAAAUGAGAAUUUUUUUGAAUGUAUAGUUCUGUUUGUGUUAUUUCAGAUGAUUCAAAUAUCAGAAGGAAGGUUCUUCUGCUAAAUUGCAUUUGUAAUAUGAGAAUGUAUUAGUACAAACUAAUAAAAUAUAUACUAUAUAAAAAGAG